AUGACAGAGAGCCAGCAUGCCUGCCCCCCCAUCCCCCCAGAACAAUUUCACACCAAUGAGCAUGCCGCGUGUAGCUCCCACUCGCUGGCAUCAGAAACACUAGAUAUCUUCAGUCUCGAGCUAUACAGAUUCAUACAGACACACCAGCAUUGGCUAGACAGAGACUGCAUUCUGCCAAAAACACGCUGGGGAAAGGCAGUCAUAAAGAAGAGGGGACAAAGAGUCCAACAGCUCUCGCACACACCGGACUCAAGGAUCUGCACCAUGAAGACCAGACUAGGCUGCCUGUCCAACAAAUCUGACUCCUACAGUGACUUUUCUGAGUUCCUUCCUCCUGCCCACGAAACUACAGCCAGGUGUCUGAAACUAUCAACGGAUGAGGUUGUUCGAUGGUCUGAAUCGUUUGAUCACCUUCUCUCUCACAAAUAUGGCCUGGCUGCCUUCCGGACAUUUCUCAAGACAGAGUUCAGUGACGAGAAUAUCGAGUUUUGGAUGGCCUGUGAGGAGUAUAAAAAAAUCAAGAGCUCUGCCAAGCUUGUGUCGAAAGCAAACAAGAUCUUUAAGGAGUUCAUUGAUGUUCAAGCACCAAGAGAGGUAAACAUUGACUACCGCACCAGGGAAAAGACCAAGCAGAGCCUGGAGGAUCCAUCCCCAACCAGCCUCAACGAAAUCCAAGCUAAAGUCUACAGCCUCAUGGAGAAAGACUCCUACCCACGAUUCCUCAGGUCCAAGAUGUACCAGGACAUAGUCAACAGGACGCAUGCACAAGGCCAGCGGAGGUCUGUUUGA
This is a messenger RNA of Toxotes jaculatrix (banded archerfish), 789 nucleotides long. It is a transcript of the gene rgs8, whose product is annotated as regulator of G protein signaling 8. The record is from RefSeq and is a predicted model, not a curated record. NCBI's taxonomy places the organism in Eukaryota, Metazoa, Chordata, Actinopteri, Toxotidae.